Molecule: messenger RNA, 6705 nt
Organism: Arachis stenosperma
Lineage: Eukaryota; Viridiplantae; Streptophyta; Magnoliopsida; Fabales; Fabaceae
Product: protein MOR1
Exons: 54
Coding region: 289-6297 (2002 amino acids)
Biological process (GO): mitotic spindle organization; microtubule polymerization; establishment or maintenance of microtubule cytoskeleton polarity
Cellular component (GO): spindle pole; microtubule plus-end; centrosome
Molecular function (GO): microtubule plus end polymerase activity; microtubule plus-end binding
Source: RefSeq, a predicted model, not a curated record
AUUUUCGCAGUUGUGUUUUUGAAGCGAAAGAUAAAAAAUCAUUUCCACGCUCUUUCUCUGUUUUCUCUUUCAUUUCCCCCUCUCUCUCCUUUCUCUCUCUCCACUCGCCGGCGCUACUAUCUCUCUAUCUACACACACAACACACAACGCAACCAACACAAACAAAAAAGCGCAACUCACAGAAUACUCUCUUUCUCUCGCUAUCUACAAUUUGGUUGCUUCUUCUUUCUCUUCUUUUCUUUCGGCGGAGAUCGAAUAGAUAGGGUUGGGUAGCGGAGCGAGCGAGCAAUGUCGGAGGAAGAGAAGCUUCUGAAGGAGGCAAAGAAACUGCCAUGGGAGGAUCGACUAUUCCACAAGAACUGGAAGGUUCGCAACGAGGCAAACAUCGAUUUGGCCGCGCUAUGCGACUCCAUCACCGAUCCAAAGGACCCUCGCAUCCGUGAAUUCGGUCCGUUUUUUAGGAAGACUGUGGCGGAUUCGAAUGCGCCAGUGCAGGAGAAGGCUCUCGAUGCCCUGAUUGCUUACUUGCGAGCUGCUGAUGCUGAUGCCGGCAGGUUCGGGAAGGAAGUUUGUGAUGCCAUUGUAGCCAAAUGUCUCACUGGAAGACCGAAGACUGUGGAAAAGGCUCAGGCAGUGUUUAUGCUCUGGGUGGAAUUGGAGGCUGUCGAUGCUUUUCUGGAUGCAAUGGAGAAGGCGAUAAAAAACAAAGUUGCUAAAGCUGUGGUUCCUGCAAUAGAUGUUAUGUUUCAAGCCUUAAGUGAGUUUGGAUCGAAGAUUGUGCCGCCUAAAAGAAUUUUGAAGAUGCUUCCUGAACUCUUUGAUCAUUCCGAUCAAAAUGUUCGUGCAUCCUCUAAAGGGUUGACUCUUGAGCUUUGUCGAUGGAUUGGUAAAGAUCCUGUAAAAUCAAUUUUGUUUGAGAAAAUGAGAGAUACAAUGAAAAAAGAACUGGAAGCUGAGCUUAUAAAUGUUAUGGGAACAGCAAAGCCAUCCCGCAAAAUAAGAUCUGAGCAAGACAAGGAGCCUGAACCAGAAACUGUAGCUGAUGUUGUUGGUCCUGGCCCUACUGAAGAAUCUGGGAAUGAUGCAGCUCCUCAAGAGACAGAUGAAUAUGACCUUGUUGAUCCUGUUGACAUAUUGACUCCUUUGGAAAAGUUAGGAUUCUGGGAAGGAGUGAAAGCUACCAAGUGGUCUGAACGGAAGGAUGCUGUGGCUGAGCUAACAAAGCUUGCAUCAACUAAAAAGAUUUCUCCCGGUGAUUUUUCGGAAGUUUGUCGGACCUUAAAGAAGCUUAUCACAGAUGUGAAUAUUGCUGUUGCAGUUGAAGCCGUUCAGGCUCUUGGCAAUCUUGCUCGUGGAUUAAGAACCCAUUUUUCUGCGAGUUCUCGUUUUGUGUUGCCUGUUUUACUUGAAAAAUUAAAGGAGAAAAAGCCCACUAUGACUGAAGCAUUAACUCAGACUCUUCAAGCGAUGCACAAAGCUGGAUGCAUAAGCCUUGUUGAUAUUGUUGAAGAUGUUAAAACAGCUACGAAAAACAAAGUCCCCCUCGUGCGAUCAUUGACCUUGACCUGGGUUACAUUUUGUAUUGAAACCAGUAACAAAAGUAUAAUUACUAAGGUGCAUAAGGAUUAUGUGCCUAUAUGUAUGGAGAGCCUAAAUGAUGGUACUCCUGAAGUGAGGGAUGCAGCAUUUUCAGCAUUGGCAGCAAUAGCGAAGUCGGUUGGGAUGAGACCUCUGGAGAGGUCACUGGAGAAACUUGAUGAUGUUAGGAGAAAGAAACUUUCAGAGAUGAUUUCAGGGUCUGAAGAUGCUGUGCCUGGUGGUUCUGCCACAGCACCUGUGCACGGUACACGAGGAAGUGCGUCAUCUGCAGAGAUCUCUGAAGGUGCAUUUGUUAAAAGGUCAGCAGCAAGCAUGCUUAGUGGAAAAAGACCUGUUCAGGUAGCUCCUGCCCCCAAGAAAGGAGGAGCUGCAAAGUCUGGUACAAACAAAAAGGCAGAUGGUGUUGCACAACCGAAGGUUUCAAAAUCAAUUGAACCACCUGAAGAUGUUGAGCCUGCUGAGAUGAGUCUUGAAGAGAUUGAAACCCGAGUAGGUUCUCUUGUACAGUCAGAUACCAUCACUCAGUUAAAAAGUGCUGUUUGGAAAGAACGUCUUGAAGCUAUUUCUUCACUGAAAGAGCAAGUAGAAGGGUUACAGGAUCUUGAGCAAUCGGUCGAAAUUUUGAUUCGCUUACUCUGUGCUUUGCCUGGAUGGGGUGAGAAAAAUGUUCAGGUUCAGCAGCAGGUUAUUGAAGUUAUCACUCAUAUAGCUUCAACUGCAACUAAAUUUCCAAAGAAGUGUGUAGUACUAUGCCUCUCAGGGCUAAGUGAGCGAGUAGCAGAUAUUAAGACACGUGCACAUGCUAUGAAGUGCCUAACUACUUUUUGUGAAGCAGUUGGUCCAGGAUUCGUAUUUGAAAGACUCUACAAGAUCAUGAAGGAGCAUAAGAAUCCUAAAGUUCUUAGUGAGGGACUUUUGUGGAUGGUUUCAGCUGUUGAUGAUUUUGGUGUAUCACAUAUAAAGCUUAAGGAGUUAAUUGAUUUUCUGAAAGAAACUGGGCUGCAGUCAAGUGCAGCUGCCACUAGAAAUGCUUCAACUAAGCUUUUGGGUGUUCUGCAUAGAUUUGUUGGUCCAGAUAUUAAAGGGUUCCUUACUGAUGUUAAGCCUGCAUUGCUCAGUGCUCUUGAUACUGAGUAUGAGAAGAAUCCAUAUGAGGGAGCAUCUGCAGCUCCCAAGAAAUCAGUCAAAACAUCAGACUCGUCUUCCUUAGUUGCUGCUGGUGGGUUGGAUAGCUUGCCUCGUGAAGACAUUAGUGGAAAGAUUACUCCGACUCUCCUGAAGAGCUUGGAAAGUCCUGAUUGGAAGGUUCGUAUGGAGUCAGUUGAAGCUGUAAAUAAAAUACUGGAAGAGGCUAAUAAGCGCAUUCAGGCAACUGGAACUGGUGAGUUGUUUGGUGCUCUUAGGGGGCGACUCAUUGAUAGCAACAAAAAUAUAGUCAUGGCAACCUUGACAACAAUUGGUAAUGUUGCAUCUGCGAUGGGACCAGCUGUAGAGAAGGCAAGCAAGGGUAUUCUGGCUGAUAUAUUGAAAUCCCUUGGUGACAACAAGAAGCACAUGAGAGAAUGUGCACUGAAUACUUUGGAUUUGUGGCUUGCUGCUGUUAAUCUUGAUAAAAUGGUUCCUUAUAUUACAAUUGCUUUGACGGAUUCUAAACUUGGUGCGGAAGGGCGUAAAGACCUUUUUGAUUGGUUAUCUAGGCAACUUUCUGUGCAAAGCAGUUUUGCUGAAGCUGCACAACUUCUGAAGCCAGCCUCUGCUGCAAUGACAGAUAAAUCAUCAGAUGUUCGCAAGGCAGCCGAGGCAUGCAUUAAUGAGAUAGUGAGAGUUAGUGGGCACGAAACGAUUGAAAAAAUAGUUAAGGACAUUCAUGGACCAGCUCUAGCUUUGGUUCUUGAGAAGUUGAAACCAUAUGGAGGCCUUCAAGAAUCAUUUGAGUCUGCUAAGGCAGUUUCAGUGGGCGCAUCAAAAGGUGUUCAAAAGGCUGGGAAAUCAACUGCUAAUGGUGUUCCAAAACACGGAAAUAAAGCUGCAUCUUCGCGGGCUGUUGCAACAAAGGGUGCUAGGUCUGAGCCUAUCUCUGUCCAAGAUAUAGCGCUUCAGUCUCAAGCUUUAUUAAAUGUUAAGGAUUCAAAUAAGGAAGAUAGAGAACGAAUGGUGAUUCGAAAGUUUAAGUUCGAGGACCCACGCAUUGAGCAGAUUCAAGAUCUAGAGAGUGAUAUGAUUAGGUACUUCAGAGAGGAUUUAUCUAGGAGACUCUUAAGUGCAGAUUUUAAGAAGCAAGUUGAUGGACUAGAAAUGCUACAAAAGGCACUUCCUUCCGUUGCAAAGGAAAUUAUAGAAGUUCUAGAUAUACUUUUGAGGUGGUUUGUUUUGCAGUUCUGCAAAUCCAACACGACCUGUCUAUUGAAGGUGCUAGAAUUCCUUCCUGAACUGCUUGACACCUUGAAGGAUGAGGGAUAUUCUUUGACAGAGUCUGAAGUAGCGAUAUUUCUUCCUUGCCUAGUAGAGAAGUUAGGGCAUAACAUCGAGAAGGUUCGAGAAAAAAUGCGGGAGCUGACAAAACAAUUUGUUCUUGUAUAUUCUGCAUCUAAAUGUUUCCCUUAUAUAUUGGAGGGUUUACGCUCUAAGAACAACAGAACUCGAAUUGAAUGUGCUGAUCUUGUUGGAUUUAUCCUCGAACAUCAUGGUUCAGAGAUUAGUGGGCAACUAAAGUCACUGCAAAUUGUUGCAAGUUUGACAGCAGAGCGAGAUAAUGAAACAAGGAAAGCCGCAUUGAAUACACUAGCCACUGGAUAUAAGAUUCUUGGUGAGGACAUAUGGAGAUUUGUUGGAAAGCUAACAGAUGCUCAAAAAAGCAUGUUAGAUGAGAAAUUUAAGUGGAAGGUUCGCGAGAUGGAAAAAAAGAAGGAAGGAAAGCCAGGGGAAGCAAGGGCUAUUUUAAGACGCUCUGUCAGGGAGAAUGGGUCUGAUGUUGCUGAGCAGAGUGGUGAAGUGGCUAGAUCUCUUUCUGGUCCAAUUUUGAGGAAAAAUUUCGGUCAACUGGAGGUUGAGAGACAAUCAAUGCCGCGCCCCAUGGCCGUUGCUAGUGGCCCCACAGAUUGGAAUGAAGCACUUGAUAUUAUUUCUUUUGGUUCUCCUGAGCAAUCUGUUGAAGGAAUGAAAGUUGUUUGUCAUGAAUUGACUCAGGCCACUAGUGAUCCUGAAGGCAGUGCUAUGGAUGAACUUGUAAAAGAUGCAGAUAGACUAGUUGCCUGCCUCGCUAAUAAGGUUGCAAGGACUUUUGAUUUCAGUUUGACAGGAGCUUCAUCAAGAUCUUGUAAAUAUGUGCUCAACACUCUGGUGCAGACUUUCCAGAAUAAACGUUUGGCAUAUGCUGUGAAGGAGAGCACUCUUGACAGUCUUAUUACUGAGCUUCUUCUGUGGCUUUUGGAUGAUAGGGUUCCUCAUAUGGAUGAUGGAAGCCAGUUGUUGAAAGCACUGAAUGUGUUGAUGCUUAAGAUUUUGGAUAAUGCAGAUCGGACUUCAUCCUUUGUUGUCCUAAUAAAUCUUUUACGUCCGUUAGAUCCAUCAAGGUGGCGUUCACUGGCAACAAACGAAUCAUUGGCCUCUAGAAAUCAGAAAUUUUCUGAUCUGGUUGUGAAAUGCCUCAUCAAGCUUACAAAGGUUCUUCAGAGUACCAUUCUUGAUGUUGAUCUUGAUCGCAUACUUCAAAGCAUCCAUUUGUAUCUGCAAGACUUGGGGAUGGAGGAAAUUAGGAGAAGGGCUGGUGCUGAUGACAAACCCUUACGAAUGGUGAAAACUGUUUUGCAUGAGCUUGUCAAGCUUAAAGGCACAUCAAUAAAGGGACAUCUUUCAAUGGUUCCUAUUGAUUCAAAACCACAACCCAUCAUCCUUGCCUACAUUGAACUUAAUCUUGAGACACUGGCUGCUGCAAGAAUGUUGACUGCAUCUGGACCUGGUGGACAAACUCAUUGGGGUGAUUCUGCAACAAAUAAUUCAGCAUCUGGCACACAUGCCGCUGAUGCCCAAUUGAAGCAAGAGUUGGGUGCGAUAUUUAAGAAGAUUGGGGAGAAGCAAACUUGCACAAUUGGUCUAUAUGAAUUAUAUAGGAUUACCCAAUUGUACCCAAAGGUUGAUAUAUUUGCUCAGCUUUCAAAUGCUAGUGAGGCAUUCCGCACCUACAUCAGAGAUGGUCUUGCUCAGAUGGAAAAGAAUGCUGCAGCUGGAAGAACACCUUCAAGUUUGCCAAUGGCAACUCCCCCGCCAUCGUCAUUAAAUAUUUCUUCACCGGAUUUUGCACCUCUUUCCCCUGUCAACACCAAUCCACUGGGUGAUGCUAAAUUAAAUGUGAAACCUGAACCAACAAAUUUUAAUUUACCCCCAUCAUACAAUGAGGGGAACCGAGUUAAUGCCAUUACUUCUAGAGCUUUAGGUUCUGACUACAUAUCAGGUGAUCAAAGAAAUGAAAGAUAUACGACAGGAGUAGCGAGUGGAACAUUGGACGAAAUCAGAGAGCGGAUGAAGGCCAUGAAUGACAUGAAUAAUGGAGUUCCCCCUAGUCAGAUUCCUCAUCCAUCAGAGCAUGUUGGUCCCGGGAAUGCUAUGCAAGGUGGUGUGCUUCCUAUGGAUGAGAAAGCUUUGUCUGGGCUUCAAGCCCGGAUGGAAAGACUGAAAAGUGGAUCCCUUGAACCACUGUAACGAGAGAUUUGGUUAAGAGAGUUUCUUGCCAUUGCCAGAUUUUGAAUACAUUAUUGCCACCGAUUUGGUGGCAUGCAAGUGCAAUCAUAUAUAGUGCUCUCAGCACCGGGUUGGUAUACAUUAGUAUGUAUAAUAAUAGUCGAUAGAGCUAUUAUCUCCUUUUAACAAAAAAAAAAAAAAGAGCUAGUAUCUCCUUCAUACUAUGGAAUUUAUGACGUUUCAGAGCAUCAUAGGAAUAGUCGCAAUCUAAUGUAAAUUGUAGUGAAGCUGUAUUCUUUUUAAUGUAGAUCGUCAAUUUAAUGCAAUUAUUAUCAUUUUGGUAGUGCUAUUGAGUUUUGCUUUGUUAUUUACUCUGCUACUAAAAUUUGAGUGAUGAUUCAUUUUUAAUUUUGGAAUUGAAUUUAGGCA